AUGUCUGCAGAGAAAGGCGAUUCUAGGGUUUCGGAGGCGCAAGUCCACAAUGCUCACAUGGAGGACGUUGGAGAGAAGGGACGACCUCCCGGGGAGCCACCAGAUGCACCGGGUUCGUGGGCGCAGAAAGUAGCAGGAGGCACGACAGGAGGUAUGCUGGUUCCGGAGGAUGUAGUGGAUGACGCGUUUGUUGAAGCACGACUCCACCUAGAGUUUCCAGAUGGGGAUGAUAGGGAGCCGGUGGUAACAAUUGGGGAGGAGGUCUUGACGGCGAUGAAUGGCUUAUGGAAGAAGUGUAUGAUUGUGAAGGUUUUGGGACGUGGUGUGUCGAUUUCGGUGAUGAGUAGGAAGUUACGGGAGAUGUGGAGACCUAAGGGAGCGAUGUAUGUCUUAGAUCUACCUCGACAAUUUUACAUGAUCCGCUUCGAGUUGGAGGAGGAGUAUAUGGCUGCCCUAACGGGAGGGCCAUGGAGGGUAUUUGGCAGUUAUCUCAUGACGCAUGCCUGGUCACCUGACUUUGACCCGUUGAGAAGUGAAAUUGAGACCACGCCGGUGUGGGUGAGGAUCUCGAACCUUCCGGUGAACUUUUAUCACAAGUCCAUAUUGAUGGGAAUUGCAAAAGGACUCGGGAAGCCGGGCACAAUUUUGAUCAAUGGGGAGAGGUACUUUGUCUCCUAUGAAGGACUUCCAAAUAUUUGCUCCUUGUGUGGAAUCUAUGGACAUUUGGUCCAUUCAUGUCCGAAGAGAGCACAGGAGGUUGGCACGGUGGUGGGAACGCAAGGCAGCCCGGCUAAUGCUAGCGAGAAGGAAAUGCCAGUAAUGGAGGACGGAUUCACGCAGGUUCGGCGUGGACGGAGACAGCCGAUAGAGAAUGUGUCUCCGGCGGUGACGGAUAGACAAGCACGUGAGUUAAGGAAAGGAAGUGAUACCCAUAAUAUCUUGCUCAACAACAGAUUUGGAAAUCUUGAGGAAAACAAGAGUGUGGAGCAAGGAACGCAAAUCGUCUUUGGAGCUGGGAUGGGCCACGGCCCACUCUCGAAUCGAAUGAUGCAGAAGGGGAGAAAGAUUGGGAGUGGCAAAGUGGGUGAUAUGGGCCGAGUAAGAAAAGCGAAUAGUGGUAGGCCCACUAAAGGUUUAGUGUUUGGCCCGACAAGUGGAGAACACGAGUUUCCGGUGGGUGGAAAGUGCCCUCGUGUCGAGACCUCGGGCGGUCCGUCGGAAAGAUUCGUGGUGACAGAGAGACCUGAGAAGCAGGGAACUGACAGUGUGAAUCAGGAUCGUGAUGGGGUCUUGGCGGAAUCUACGGUGGAUCAGACGAUGGAGAGCGCAAGUGCGGCAAUGGCUGCUUCAGAGACUUUAUCGGAAGCAUCGAUUAUGCGGAAUGGAGCUUGA
Messenger RNA from Microthlaspi erraticum, 1392 nucleotides. NCBI's taxonomy places the organism in Eukaryota, Viridiplantae, Streptophyta, Magnoliopsida, Brassicales, Brassicaceae. The record is from the annotation of a GenBank genome assembly.